Molecule: messenger RNA, 717 nt
Organism: Lontra canadensis (Northern American river otter)
Lineage: Eukaryota; Metazoa; Chordata; Mammalia; Carnivora; Mustelidae
Gene: MRPS33
Product: mitochondrial ribosomal protein S33
Exons: 3
Coding region: 132-452 (106 amino acids)
Cellular component (GO): mitochondrion
Source: RefSeq, a predicted model, not a curated record
CGUUUCUCCACUGCUCCCGUUGCAGACUCCCGCCGGAGGUUGAAGCCCGGCCGGGGGCGGGCCUUCCGGGAGAGGGUCGCGCGGGAGAGGAAGGUCGCGACUAGGGACUCUUCCUCCUUGCUGCUCAAGAAAUGUCUUCACUUUCAGAAUAUGCCUUGCGCAUGACUCGUCUGAGUGCCCGGCUGUUUGGUGAGGUGGCUAGGCCUACUGAUUCCAAAUCCAUGAAAGUGGUGAAACUGUUCAGUGAGCAGCCUCUGGCCAAGAGGAAAGAGACUUAUGACUGGUACCCAAAUCACAACACUUAUUAUGCACUCAUGGGGACACUGCGUUUUCUUGGCCUCUAUAGAGAUGAGCACCAGGACUUCAGGGAUGAGCAGUUGCGCCUAAAGAAGCUUCGUGGCAAGGGGAAACCAAAGAAGGGAGAAGGGAAAAGAGCAACAAAAAAGAAGUAGUGUUGGUCCAGCAGGAGAACAAAGCUCUUUCUCAGCAACUGACAGCAGAAGAAGGUGUAUUUAUCUUUCCACAUAUUCGAGGAAUGUAAGCUUCUGAAACUGAAAAUGAUUUGGAGGAACACGAUCAUUUCUGUGUUCAAGUCCCAUCCAGUUGAAUAGUGACUGGUUCCCUGGACACAUUCUAAUUCUGCAAAGUUACUUUAGCCUUGGUUUUAUACCCUAAGGUUCUCCUCUUUCUCUAAAGAAAUGAAUUGCAUAGACUUGA